AUGGCGCGCACCAAACAGACGGCGCGCAAAUCCACGGGCGGAAAGGCCCCGCGCAAACAAUUGGCCACGAAAGCCGCCCGCAAGUCGGCGCCCGCCACUGGUGGCGUGAAGAAGCCGCACCGCUACCGCCCGGGAACGGUCGCGCUGCGGGAGAUCCGCCGGUACCAGAAGUCGACGGAGCUGCUGAUCCGCAAACUGCCGUUCCAGCGACUGGUGCGCGAGAUCGCGCAGGACUUCAAGACGGACCUGCGGUUCCAGGGCUCGGCCGUGCUGGCCCUGCAGGAGGCGGCCGAGGCGUACCUUGUGGGUCUGUUUGAAGACACGAACCUGUGCGCGAUCCACGCCAAGCGCGUGACGAUCAUGCCCAAGGACAUUCAACUGGCGCGUCGCAUCCGUGGCGAGCGCUCGUAA
Messenger RNA from Hyaloperonospora brassicae, 411 nucleotides. The record is from the annotation of a GenBank genome assembly. Lineage: Eukaryota; Oomycota; Peronosporomycetes; Peronosporales; Peronosporaceae.